Molecule: messenger RNA, 1423 nt
Organism: Abrus precatorius (Indian licorice)
Lineage: Eukaryota; Viridiplantae; Streptophyta; Magnoliopsida; Fabales; Fabaceae
Product: GDSL esterase/lipase LTL1-like
Exons: 5
Coding region: 33-1145 (370 amino acids)
Molecular function (GO): hydrolase activity, acting on ester bonds
Source: RefSeq, a predicted model, not a curated record
CUAAGGGUGGUACCUUUGUAGACACUACUCAAAUGGACGAAAACAACGCAAGGGUUUUUGUUUCUUCCAUAGUUACAUGUCUUCUUAUCUUGUUCACUUGGAACAACGUUGUUCCACAAGUUGAGGGUCGAGCAUUUUUUGUUUUUGGCGAUUCGCUAGUUGAUAAUGGCAACAACAACUACCUACUCACCACUGCUCGUGCCGACGCAUAUCCUUAUGGCAUUGAUUAUCCCACUCACAGAGCCACUGGGCGUUUCUCCAAUGGCCUCAACAUCCCGGACAUUAUCAGUGAGCAAAUUGGCUCAGAACCCACAUUGCCAUACUUGAGUCCGCAGCUCAAUGGAGAGAGGCUGCUCGUUGGUGCCAACUUUGCUUCUGCUGGGAUAGGAAUUCUCAAUGACACUGGAAUUCAGUUUAUAAAUAUAAUCCGAAUCACCAGACAGUUGCAGUACUUUGAGCAGUAUCAACAAAGGGUGAGUGCACUAAUCGGAGAAGAACAGGCUCGACGAUUGGUGAACCAAGCACUGGUUCUCAUAACCUUAGGUGGCAAUGAUUUUGUUAACAACUAUUACCUGGUGCCAUUCUCUGCAAGAUCACGCCAAUUUGCACUUCCAGACUACGUUGUAUACCUUAUUUCUGAGUAUCGCAAAAUUCUUGUGAGGCUUUAUGAAUUGGGGGCAAGGCGAGUUUUGGUGACUGGAACGGGACCAUUAGGUUGCGUGCCGGCAGAAUUAGCCCAACGUAGUAGAAACGGAGAAUGCGCAGUUGAUCUGCAACGUGCUUCUGACUUGUUCAACCCCCAGCUCGUCGAAUUGGUCAAUCAACUCAACGCUGAAAUUGGCUCAGUCAUCUUUAUUUCGGCAAAUGCUUUCGCAAUGAAUAUGGAUUUUAUUAGCAAUCCACAAGCAUACGGAUUUGUGACAUCAAAAGUUGCAUGCUGUGGUCAAGGACCUUACAAUGGGAUUGGACUAUGUACUCCGGUGUCUAAUCUGUGCUCAAACAGGGAUGCAUUUGCAUUUUGGGACCCUUUCCAUCCAAGUGAGAAAGCAAACAGAUUGAUUGUAGAAAGAUUCAUGAUCGGAUCCUCCAAAUACAUGAACCCAAUGAAUCUUAGUACCAUUAUGCUUUUGGAUUCAAGGACCUAAUAACGCUACCAUACCUUCUGCACAAGAUGUUGUAUUAUAUAUUGAUUGUUUAAACUAUAUUGUUAAGAUUAUUUGAAAUCAUGGAAUUUCUCAUAUGAAUUUUUUUUUCCCUCUGAGCUUUGCUUUGAGAGGAAAAAAGGGCAAGUCCAUGGAUUUCUAUGUUAAGUUAUUGUGUCGAUGGAUGUCCACAGCUUUAGGGAUUGUAACUUAUGAGCCAUGGACGUUUGGUUCAGUUGGGUAGAAUUAUUUGUGAGUAGAGCCUGAGCCCAAAAUACUAU